Molecule: messenger RNA, 1281 nt
Organism: Portunus trituberculatus (swimming crab)
Lineage: Eukaryota; Metazoa; Arthropoda; Malacostraca; Decapoda; Portunidae
Product: apolipoprotein D-like
Exons: 4
Coding region: 74-628 (184 amino acids)
Molecular function (GO): pigment binding
Source: RefSeq, a predicted model, not a curated record
UAUAUAUAUAUACCGUCAUUCUCCUUACGGGCACGCAUCCCAAACUCUCACUACCCACUAUUGCUUGAACGCGAUGCUGCGAGUACUGUUGCUGUGCGUGGCCGGCUUUGGGCUUUGUUUCGGCCAGGUGCUCAAGCCCGGCAAGUGUCCAGAGUUCAUCCCCAAAACAGACUUCGAGGUGGAACCGUACUUGGGGAAAUGGUUGGAAAACGCACGAUUCCCCACCUCGUACCAGAUAAAUCAGACCUGCAACUAUGCCGAGUAUUCAGACAGAGGGGACGGAACGGUCGGCGUGCACAACGCUGGACUGGAGGCUGACGGCACGUUCUCGGAAAUCUUCGGCUACGUGGAGCUGACAGACGUACCCGGAUCCCUCGCCCUUCACCUGGACGGCGUUCCCUUCGUGGGUGCUUACGACGUGCUGGAGACAGACUACGAGACCUACUCCGCCGUGUAUUCCUGCCUCAACCUGAUCGGGCUGCGUCACAUGGACCAGGCGUGGGUGCUAGGGCGUCAUAUGCUUUCUGAAGAAGAGCUCAACAUCGCCCUCUCUGCCUUCACUCGCUGGGGCAUUGACAUCAGCUCCUUCGAGUACACGCCUCAGACUGACUGUUCUGCGCUGCCCUGAGCAUCUCCCACCAUCUUGUUCCUCUUCUCUCCUCGUGAUUCAAACUGAUUAUGCAGCAAUGAAUGUUUCUACAUGAAUAUAAGUUUGCUUCUCCUUGCACUGUACACCGACCUACAAGGAACACCAGACUGCCCAUGCGUGAAAAGUGACUGGGAGACUGAGGAGACUGGGGAAUAGAGGAUCGUGCUUCCCCAUACCAACUGACCACGCAGUCAUCCAGACUUGGACAGACAUUGCCUGACCAGGGAGGGAGGGAAGCGGAGCAGCUACUCUUAUGAAAUUAUCAAGAAUUUUAUCUAUUUAUGGGUAUACAAUUCAGUACUGAAUUGACAAAUGAUUGUAACUAACAAAAAUAAAAAGUACUAAAAUUGAAGUUACGCACUGACCCACAACGAAAUACAGCAAUUUCCCCGAUACAGAUAAUGAUAAAAACAAAACAAAACUGGGCUCACAUUCACAUCUAGCUCUACUCAUGAUAAAAAAAAAAAUUUCGUUGAAUCAAACAGACGGAGGCAUCAGUCUGUGGAAGAAACGUUUACCACUUUUCGUGAAGUACUUAUAUCUUUGGCGGGGUGUGUUCACUGAAAACUUUUAGUCUGUGUAUUGCUAGAAUUUGUUGCAGAGAAAUUUCUAAUUAAAGACUUCUGUUACCA